AUGGUUGUAUCAACAGCUAGGCAGCCUAGCUCAACCUACCGACUAUGGCAUCGAUUCACUUUCCCUAGCGAAAAUGGUCCGAGAGAUGCUAUUUCCGUGCCAAAGGUAGUUGGCGACCAGCUUAACUCUACGUAUUCCCUCAUCAUAGAUAUGACACUGGUGCAGGUAUGGACUGUCCUCUUUGGUCUCAUGCUCUACUUCUACAUGCGGAGACGCAGGAUGGAAGUCACCAAACUCAGCCCUCUAGCUCCUACUAUUUGGAACAAACGAUCCGAUCUGGUCGACUUGAUUAUAGAAACGAUCACGUCCUCCAAGAAGAACUGGUCGAGUCCAGGGAUUGUAUUGUUGCUUCUUCUAUUCUUCGCAGCCUGGGCCGGACAGAAAGCGACCGGAAUCUUAGUUCCACCCCUUAUUAUCCUCAACAACACAGCCCCCGUAAAUCCAGAUGCUAUAUACGUGCCAGAUCGUUCAGAGUCAGAUCUUGUUGCGUCAGCCACCCUUUUCCCUUUAGAAGUGCCACGAUUUCUUCGCGCGCUGGGCAGCAUAGGCGCCGAUGGGCAACUCCGCCAACAAGUUAACAUCAGCGCCGCAACAUCGGUAGGGCAAACUAGUGACGGUGAAGAUAUCAUGCGCAUCGACUACCGGUACCGUGUCACUGGGGCAGACAUGGGACUACAGCGAUUCCCGGAAUUGACCCUCAACGUCGCUGGUUCAUGCAUCACAGACUAUGACAUGUACAACGGAACCCGAAUAUCCGACUCCGACGGUGAAGCGGUUGCUGUCGACUUUUACGAUGUCUUCGGAGGCGUAGUGACGGCGUCGCUAUUCGAUGGCAGACAACCCGUAGCUACCUUUUACGUGGGAAACACCACCCAAGGCACACUUGAAACCAGCAAUGGGACCUGGGCGGCGAUUGUCUCUUCCGUCAACAGAACUAGCUUCAGUCCCGGAACAGACCCCUGGUAUCUCACCGGACCCGGGCCUGAAACCCAGACGGGUGCCCAGUACUCAGUGAUGCCAGCCCGACCAGCACUAUCAUGCUGGCAGGACGACGUAUGGUCAUACCAGGGCCGCAAUAGCACCAUCGAGGCAUUGACAGGCGAAGCACUACCAGGCCUAGAUCUGUCGGAUGGUCUUCGUAACAUCUUACUGUCGAUCCUUGGUAGCCCCAUGAUACAAAUUGUCGGCCAGCACCUUCAAGCCUCAGCUCUUCUAUCGACGACAACGGCGAGCGGCCAAGUAUUCGACGCCGCUGCCAGCAACUUCCACGACGACCUCGAGCGCUUGGUACAGGCGGCAUACGUAGCCACCGUCAACUGCCUAACCGACCUGACCCUGUAUCCCGCGGGGGCGGAUAGACAAGUGCGGAACAUGGCACGAGGUGACUCAGGCCAGGUACUAGACGGCGUUGCCGAGUUCGUGGUCUGGAGCCCGGACGUCGCGGCGCUGUCGACCGUGGUCGUCAUCGUCAUCCCCACCGUUUUCGUUGGCACUUGGCUGGUCGCUGUUAUACUGCUGUACUGGACCCCUGUCAGCGCCGUCAGCGCUCUGGAGUCAAACGACCUGCAGAGGAAGCUUGCCGCUAAUGAAUCGGGCGAUGUGGGCGAGACCUCGUCCGCUGUCGGUGUUUCACAGUCGGGGACACAACCCGGGAUAGACUCUAAACCCUCUACUACCCCUAAUCAGGGACACGAGCCGGCGGGAACAAGCACGACGAUCACGCCUGUAGGAAUGACAGUUAUGGAGUCGGGGUCUGGUGUAGGGAGUAAGGAGCACCAGUGA
Messenger RNA from Hypoxylon fragiforme, 1782 nucleotides. RefSeq lists its product as uncharacterized. NCBI's taxonomy places the organism in Eukaryota, Fungi, Ascomycota, Sordariomycetes, Xylariales, Hypoxylaceae. The coding region runs from base 1 to 1782 and encodes 593 amino acids. The record is from RefSeq and is a predicted model, not a curated record. The transcript is spliced from 2 exons.